Molecule: messenger RNA, 2889 nt
Organism: Caenorhabditis angaria
Lineage: Eukaryota; Metazoa; Nematoda; Chromadorea; Rhabditida; Rhabditidae
Source: the annotation of a GenBank genome assembly
AUGCUGUGGGUUGAGGUGAGAAAAGCUGCAUUUCAAAUAAAAAUAUUCGUUGAACAAAUGAGAGACCUGGUUUGACAUUUCCGAGAUGAACAACUCUUUGAUGUUCCGACACACCAAUUAUGAAUCAUUUCUUCCGAUGCACACCUUUUUGGUUACUUUCAUUCUUUUUUUUUUGAAUGUUUAGAUUAGGUCUGGCAGAAAAAAAAGUUGUUCUGUGAAAAAUAAAAUAAAAUACGCGGUAAAAUUCCAAAUGUAAACACACUUCUAAAAAGUUGUUGAAUUGAUUUGAAUCGAAAUUUCUCUCCCUCAUUCCUCAAAUAUAGGAGUGUUUCUGUUUCUGCCACAAAAAACCAGCUCAUCCUAAAUUUUUCUCUUAACACCUUUUCAUAACCGCCCGAUAAAAAUCUUGGUUUUUUUGUCCAAGAGGUCAAUUCUAUUUCACAUAUAUCUCCCUUAAUUAAAUGAGAUCCUUUUCUUUCAUUCCAUUUUUUCGACUAUUUAUUUAUUUAUGAAAAAUUGAGUAAAAUUUUUUAUAUUUUUGGAUGAGUUGUCCUUUCAAUUUUUUUGUGCAAGCUGGAUUCCAGUUUGAUGAAUUACAUGUCCGCUCGUGUGUGUUUUUUUUUUCAUUUUUUGGUUUAUAAAUACAUAGAGGAGAGCAGGUGUGAAAGAGCAAUCAACCUUAUAUUUUUUCAUGGUUGAGAUUUUUUGGGUGCAACUGCAACUGCAAAUAUAAAUCUAUUCAUAUUCAUAUAUAAGCUUGGGUUAGAAAAAUGUUUAUGUUUGGGUUUAUAGAAUUUGGGUUUAUUUUGACAGAUUCACAUACAAACAUAUAUGUUUCUUCUGUUUGGAGAAAUACAUAAGAAUUUUACACACAUUUUCUUGCCCUUUCAAAUAAUUUCAAGAUUUUGCCAAUCCUAUUGAAUUUGAGUUCGAAUUUUUGAAUUAGAAUAUUUCAUUUUGAAAGAAUUUUUCGAGUUUUCAGAUAAUGACUUAAAACUUUUCUAUGUGUUUUAUCUUCGUGUCACCUGGUCCAUUUUCCACAACCUUUGAAAAUUCUUCAUCUUUUAAACCUUGUUAAAAAUGAAUAUUUAUCCAAAUUUUUGCAGCAUCACAUCAUAAUGAAUAAAAGGAAAAAACAAGUGUUAAUAUUAUCGCCAAAAAAACAUCCAAAAAUUAUAAUCGACGAACCAAAAAUUUGUCAUGGAUGGCUUGUUGUUUGUGGUGAGUUUGGUUUACUGUCUGAUUUUUUUCACCCACCGCUUUUUGAUAUUUGAGAUCUUUGAGUUUUGUUUAUUUUGCAUUAUAUAGCCAAUGGAAUGUGUAACCGAUGACAUUUUUCUUUUGACGCAUUUUUACGAAAUAAUAAUAAUGAGACGAAUAUUUUGGAAAUGUAUACCAUUCAUUCAUUUUUUCUCCGUUUAUAUUCAAUUCAUGGAAUCAUUUUGGUCUUCCCGGACACUGUUUUUUUCUUUCUGCAGUUAAAAAAAACCACAAAAUGUGUUAUCAACUUUAACCUCAUUGUUAAUUGUAAAAUUAAAGAAGAAGAAGGAAAGUUUUACGAAGCGUGGUAUAACUUUAUUGCUUCCUCCUUUUUUUUUGGAUUUUUUCACAUUUUAAGAGAAGGAAAAAUGUUUAUUGUUCUUUCCGAAAUUAAAUUUUUGUUAGGGCAGCGAGGGAGUUGUUUACUUUCUAUUUUCAACUGACUUUUUGACAGGUUUGUCUGUUUCAAAUAAAGAUACAUUUGGGAUCGAGCAUUUUUAGCAGAGUUCAUUUCUAUUUUGAUAAGAUCAAAACGUUUUCAUGUUUCAUUCCAUUAUUAGAGCCCGCAGACUUUUGAUAACGAAACACUUCAAUUUUGUUAUUCAUAUGAUUUCGAAAUCUGAAGCCAUUUAAGAAUUACUUUAGAUUUGAAAAGUAUCUUGUGCUGAAUUAAUUUGUAUGUGAUUUUUCUUAAAUUUUCCAUUUUUCAAAAAAAAAUCUUGAAUGAGCUUUCACAGCGAAACAACUGACUUUUUCAAUAAAUUCAUGAAUGAAUACACACCACAUUUUCCAACUAAAAAUAUUCUCCUAUCAAAAUUCUCAUUUUAUUACAAACAAGAAAUACGAAACCUGACACCCACCAAAAAUUUGCCAACAAGAUGGCGACAAGAAAAACAAUAAAAAAUAUAGAACAUUUUGCUUAAACAAACAAAAUUUUGAAUUUCUCACCCAUUUUCGCAACUUUUUUCCUCUCAUCUUUCUUCCAUUUCCAUUUUCACACCUUCCAAACUUGACUUCUUCUAACAAAUAAAGCAAAAGAGAUAUAUUUAUUUAUUUAUACAAAUAUCUUCGUAUUUAUAUAAUAAUAAUAUUAAAUAAAAUAAAAAUAUAUACGAGUGACUGACUGACUGAAGAUAUUUGAACUGUCUUUCUUUCUAAUACCUCCACACCUUUUUCAUGUCAUAUUCUUCUUGCUCCUAAUCGUCAAAUAAUUGUUUUCAACAUUUUUUUGUCUAAAUCCAACCUUGUACUAUUUUUCAUUUCAAUGCAUUUGUUUCAUUUUCUCUAUGACUUAUAUUUUUUUCAAACACUUCACUUUUUUAUCCACUCACGUUUUUUUAUUUGUUAAUAUAUAUCACUCAUUAAAAAAUCAUCUGAAGUAAACAAAAUAUUUGUUUUUUAUUGAUUGAUUUUAUUUUUUAAAAAAUUGUUGCAGAAGGCAAUCCGACAAAAAUGAUGAAUCAAGAAGUAAAACUUCCAUGGCAUGCUGGUUAUUGUGUUUAUGAUCCUCAACAUCGAACUGUUUGUUGUUAUAAACACGAACCUUAUCAUUUUAACAAUAUGAUUAAUCGAAAUGCCAGUGUUAGGAUGGAUGGAGGAAGAGCUGCUUUUAUGAAUCAUUGGAGUUAG